Heterocephalus glaber (naked mole-rat) is the source of this 2966-nucleotide messenger RNA. It is a transcript of the gene Akap4, whose product is annotated as A-kinase anchoring protein 4. The record is from RefSeq and is a predicted model, not a curated record. Gene Ontology annotation, cellular component: sperm fibrous sheath; sperm principal piece; cytoplasm. Gene Ontology annotation, molecular function: protein kinase A binding. NCBI's taxonomy places the organism in Eukaryota, Metazoa, Chordata, Mammalia, Rodentia, Bathyergidae. Gene Ontology annotation, biological process: intracellular protein localization.
UCUGCUCCAACAGCUGAAGGGGGUGGCAGCCAGCUGCAAGUGACCAAGAACUUGGCACUGCCCAGUUCCAUCUCUAGGGGAACAUCUCGCUUCUGGGUGGUACAUUCGUGGCCAAAAGUCUAGAAGAACUUCAUUAUCAAGAAAUUCUUGAAAGAAGAGCAACAAAAGAUCUUGGAGAAUGGCCAGAAUGAUGUCUGAUAUAGACUGGUUACACAGCUGCAGGGGAGUGUGCAAAGUAGAUCUCUACAGCCCAAUAAGACAGCAAGAUCAAGAACGAAAAGUGAUAUGUUUUGUUGAUGUGUCCAACCUGAAUGCAGAAGAUAAAGAUUCAAAGGGUGCUACUGGUUCUAGUUCAGAAUUCAACUUUAACCUGCAGACUCUAGAAGAUAAAGAGAUCGUCGUGAUUAAGGACACCGAGAAGAAAGACCAGUCUAAGAUAGAAGGAUCUGUGUGUCUUUUCAAACAAGCUCCCUUUGAUCCUCUUGUUGUCCUCCAUUGGCUCCUCAUUGAUCUCCAGAAGCAUGCCUUAGGUUUUCAACAUGCACUCAGCCCUUCAGCCUCUAGCUGUAAACAUAAAGCAGGAGACAUAGACGACUAUCACAAAACUGGGAACUGCUACAGUGUAUAUGCUGAUAAAUUGAGCAUUGAUCAUACGGCCAAAGGACCUCAAUGCCUCCAUCUAGAAAUGACGGCAACUAAAAACACCAACAAUAACCAAAGUCCUUCAACUCCUGUAGUCAAGUCUUCUAACACUCAGAAGGAAGUUAAGUCCCCUGAUGGCGAAUGUAGUAUGGAUGACCUUUCCUACUAUGUCAACCAGCUAUCUUCGCUGGUAAUCCAGAUGGCUUGUAAAGAAAUCAAGGAGAAAUUGGAAAGUGGAAGCAAAGGUCUUCAUCAUUCAGUGUAUCAACCCACUGGAGAAAAGGGGAAAAACAGCCCCCACAGUCCUCUCAGCAAGAUUGCUUCUGAAAUGGCCCAUGAAGAGGUGGAAUUGACUUCUUCAGAAAUGUGUGGCACUGGUGAGGAAAAUCAAGAAGGUGGCCAGAAAACCUUUCUGUAUAGUGAAUUAUCCAACAAGAGCAAGUGUGGGGAAAAGCAGAUGUUUCAGAGAGAUAGUAAAGAAUUUGCAGAUUCCAUUAGCAAGGGGCUCAUGGUUUAUGCAAAUCAGGAGGCAUCUGACAUGAUUGUCUCUGUUAUGAAAACUCUGAAAGUGCAUAGCUCUGGGAAGCCAAUUCCAGCCUGCGUGGUCCUGAAGAGGGUAUUGUUAAAGCACACCAAAGAAAUCAUGUCUGAUCUGUUUGAUUCCUGCAUGAAGAACCUGCAUAAUAUAACUAGAGUUUUGAUGACUGACUCAGAUUUUGUCUCCGCUGUCAAGAGUAAUCUGUUCAACCGUGGAAAACAAAAUGCUGCAGACCUCAUGGAGGCCAUGUUGAAUCGUCUGGUCAGUGCCCUUCUCAGCGAGAAGGAGACAGAGUCUCAAAGUCUGUCAUAUGCAACUUUGAAAACUGGAUCUCAGGAUCCUAAAUGCAAGAAUCAAAGCCUUGAAUUUUCAUCCAUGAAGGCUGAGAUGAAAGGGAAAGAUAAAUCCAAAAUGAAAUCAGACCAGUGCAAGUCAUUGACCAGUGCUGAGAAAGUCAGUGAACACAUCCUCAAGGAGAGUCUGACCAUGUGGAACCAGAAGCAAGGAAAUCCAUGCAAGAGGGCUACUAAACUAUGUGCCAAUAAAGAUGAGAAAAAAGAAAAUAUCAGCCCUUCUAUGGAUUCACUGGCCAAAGACCUGAUUGUAUCUGCCCUUAGGCUAAUCCAAUACCAUCUAAUCCAGCAAGCCAAAGGCAAGGAUACACUUGAAGAAGAUUGCCCUGGUUCCUCCCUGGGCUAUGUGGCUCCAAGUACCCAAUAUGAAAAGUGUGGAGGUUGCCAAAGUACCAGAACACUCUCAGUGAAGCAUCUUGAAUCUCGUGGAACUCCUGGUCCAUCCACUUCUCUAAAGGAGAAUCAACAGCUGGACUGCCAGAAGCUGGAUAUGUCAAACAUUGUUCUGUCGCUGAUCCAGAAACUGCUGAGUGAGAGCCCUUUCAGCUGUGAUAAGCUAUGCGAAGGUGAGAACAAGAGUUCUGAGCCCAGAACAAACAAAGCAUCUUCCAUGGCCAGAAGACCAGACAGAGAAGUACAAUGUCAGGAUAAUGCAGAACUGGACUCUAUCAGUGGGAUGAAGCAAAUGAACCAUCAGUUUAUAGAUCAAUUGGUAGAAUCUGUUAUGAAGCUGUGCAUGAUCAUGGCUAACUGCAGCAACAACAGGGAAGCCUUUGCUGAACUGGAAGAACGAGAAGCAGGCUUGACAAACAAUGCUGGUAGCUCCAGACAUGGUCAGGAAACCACAGUGUUAAAGAACCAAGAUUAUCCUGGGCCCGAAGUUAUUGUCAACAAUCAGUGCUCUACAAGUAACUUGCAGAAGCAGCUCCAGGCUGUCCUGCAAUGGAUUGCAGCCUCUGAAUUUAACGUGCCCAUGCUCUACUUCAUGGGAGAUGAUGAUGGACAACUGGAAAAGCUUCCUGAAGUAUCAGCCAAGGCAGCAGAGAAAGGCUACAGUGUAGGAGAUCUGCUUCAAGAAGUCAUGAGGUUUGCCAAGGAGCAACAACUGGAUGAAGCCGUGGUGAACAUGCCUAAGAAGCAACUGCUAGAUUGGCUCCUCACUAACCUGUAAAACUAAAACUUCAACUCCUCUUUUUUUUGGCGGGGCGGGGGGGCUACCGGGGAUUGGACUCUGGUCCUUAGAUUUUCCAGGCAGGAAGCGGAACACUGAGCUAAUUCCCCUGCCCUUCAACUCCUCUUCAUCUUACCCCCCCCAGCAGCAUUCCAUCUCAGCUGGAGCCACCCCUACCAUCAUGCUGGUGAACUGCACAAUACACAAUUGUGCUUCCCAAUACAUCUGAGCAGUUGCAGUGUGCAAAUACAAGGUGCCCUGG